This is a messenger RNA of Talaromyces stipitatus ATCC 10500, 1961 nucleotides long. RefSeq names its product cytochrome P450, putative. The record is from RefSeq and is a predicted model, not a curated record. Gene Ontology annotation, molecular function: monooxygenase activity; heme binding; iron ion binding. The transcript is spliced from 8 exons. NCBI's taxonomy places the organism in Eukaryota, Fungi, Ascomycota, Eurotiomycetes, Eurotiales, Trichocomaceae. Bases 244 to 1812 code for a protein of 522 amino acids.
GAUACUAAAAAUAAGCAGGAGGAACGAACUCGACUAAGUCGCAAGUGGAAACGAAACCUCUCCCAUAGUUCUGUCGAAUACGGCCUUGCGCGGUUCAUAUUCUAAUUACUUACUUCCUAGUUACUUUGUCUUUUCCGUCUCUCCUCUACUGUCUUUAUCUAAUUUUCCAAUCAGGAGCGCUUCAACCUUCGUCAAAUUUCAACUCCCAUGAAAGUGAUCUCGUGAGGAGAUCAUCAACACAUCAUGGAUGCUCUUAAGUCCUACCUCCCACCAAUUGUCCAGGCGUAUCCCGCCGCUAGUCUGGCAGUUGUAGGAGCUGUAUCAUAUAUUGUAUAUGGGAUCUGUUUGGUGAUAUAUCGACUGUAUUUCUCGCCUUUGGCGGGAUUUCCUGGGCCUAAAGUCGCAGCUGCCACGCAUUGGUAUGAGUUUUAUUAUAAUUUUUGGCUGCAAGGGAAAUAUAUAUAUGAAGUUGAGAGAAUGCAUCAAAAAUAUGGACCAAUUGUUCGAAUCAAUCCUGGAAUUCUGUGCAUCAAUGAUCCUGAAGCUUACGAUGAGAUAUAUGUAUCCGAGGCUAAACGGAAGACGAACAACUACCAACCAUUUAGUCAAGGAUUGGGUUUUGACGGAUCCCAUUUCUUGACCGAAGAACAUGAUUUGCAUCGACGAAGAAGAAAGCCAUUGGAGCCAUUCUUCUCCCGCUCGGGUAUUCUCCGUCUACAGCCCUUGUUGGCCGAGACAAUCGAGAAACUUGACUCUCGCUUUGCUUUGGCCAAAGGCACUGGAGCUGUCAUACGGCUAGAUCAUGCCUUCUUCGCCAUGUCUGGUGAUGUGGUCGGUAAAUUGUGCUGGGCUGAAAAGGAGGACUUUUUGGAUGAGCCUAACUUUUCUCCUGGAUGGUAUAAUCUUAUCCACGGCAUUAUAAAGUCCAUCUAUCUAUUUCAAAUGUUCCCAUGGAUUGCACAAGCCGCCAACAGUCUGCCUAAAUUUCUUAUUGCUCGAUUAUUGCCCCAGGCUUUGGUAUUUGAUGAUUUUGAUAAGAUGACUCUGCGCAAUGUAGCAAUUGCCAAACAAGCUAAAUUGGACAAGUCUGAACGUGACCCUUUCAGACGCAAGUAUCCUUCUCUUUUCCACUGGAUUGUCAACAGUGAAAUGCCUGAAUCCGAGUUGGACGAUCAACGUCUUGCCAACGAAGCUCAGGUCAUCAUGUCGGCUGGUAGUACCAGCACUGCUCGCACUUUGAGUCACAUUACCUGUCACAUCUUAUCUAGACCGGAGAUUCGUGCACGUCUCACUGAAGAACUUGGCCCUAUCAUGGCAGAAUGGCCGGCGAAAGUUCCUUCAUGGGUUGAGCUUGAGGAACUGCCGUACUUACAGGCUCUAAUCAAGGAGGGUCUUCGACACAGUUAUGCUGUGAUGCAUCCCUUGCCUCGAGUUUCACCAGAUGUUCCUAUUCAAUACAAGCAAUGGACUAUUCCCGCUGGGGUUGCUGUUGCGAUGUCGCCUUAUCUGAUGCAUACGGAUACAUCGGUAUAUUCUAAGCCUUUUGAAUUCAUCCCAGAACGCUGGUUAGACGAGAACUUCAAUCAGGACAUGAUGCGUAACUUCGUUCCAUUCGCAAGAGGCUCCCGUCGAUGCCUCGGUCAGAAUUUAGCACUGGCAGAGCUUAGUCUGGCACUAGCUGUCUUCUUCAGGCCAGGUGGCCCUCGUUUAGAGCUUUUUGAGACUGAUACUUCUGAUACGAAUCAUGUCCAUGAUUAUGUGGUGCCAUUGCCGAGACUAGAUACCAAAGGUAUUCGUGUCACGGUGCAUUAAGGUCCAUGCUUGCAUACGGUCACCAAUUUCUGAGCAUAUAUAGCGAAUUACUGAAACAGUUUCGUUAUUCAAGUUAUGACUAUACUGUAUGUUUUAUGUUUUAUGUUUAGGUUUGGCAUUGUGAAUACUUUUCUACUGUUUCAUUCUCA